This is a messenger RNA of Branchiostoma floridae (Florida lancelet), 704 nucleotides long. RefSeq names its product kelch domain-containing protein 7B-like. NCBI's taxonomy places the organism in Eukaryota, Metazoa, Chordata, Leptocardii, Amphioxiformes, Branchiostomatidae. Bases 1 to 687 code for a protein of 228 amino acids. The record is from RefSeq and is a predicted model, not a curated record. Gene Ontology annotation, molecular function: protein binding. The transcript has 3 exons.
AUGUCGACAGACUUGCAAUUAAAGAACGAUUAUUCAGCAGAAUUCGACAGACUCCCGACGCUGCAAAAGAGACGGCUGGCGACGUAUAGACGCACUGCCGUUCCACGUGCACCGUUCGAGCGGAACAAUUCCAGUCAGCACUGCCACUUUGCGGAAUACGGCUCCACUGCAAAGCAGUUUAUGUGUGCGAUGGGAAAUUACUCCGUGACGUCACCGAAAAGUCCUGAUAACCCGCGUCCUCUCAAUGUUUUCCAUCACUUGGAAGCCAGAUGGCAAAGUCUCUGCAAACUACCUGACGAACUCAGCACACAUGGCUGUUCUAUGUGUGUCAUACACAACUUCAUGGUCAUAAUAGGCGGAUAUAAAAACGCACAGAGGGACAGUCUUCAAACAGAAGCAUUUGUUUAUGACCCCUUGUUCAACACGUGGUCGACUUUCCCGCCUCUUUCAACACCGAGAGCUUUGUUAGGGUUGGCUGUGGUGGAGGAUCAUGACGUCAUCUAUGCAAUAGGUGGGUCCAUUGUAAAGAUGGACUCCAGUGGACAUCCGGCCCCUGAGCCGCUAGCCUGUGUAGAAGUGUGCGACCUGAGAAUGGGAACAUGGAGGGAGGGGCCGAGGCUGCCCAAACCCAUCGUCCGUUCGAACGCCGUCACGUGCAACAACACGGUUUACACGAACAUCUCCUGACCGCAAAGUGACGUCAU